Messenger RNA from Melitaea cinxia (Glanville fritillary), 3625 nucleotides. RefSeq names its product excitatory amino acid transporter (gene Eaat2). The transcript has 9 exons. Gene Ontology annotation, molecular function: neutral L-amino acid transmembrane transporter activity; L-glutamate transmembrane transporter activity; glutamate:sodium symporter activity. The record is from RefSeq and is a predicted model, not a curated record. Gene Ontology annotation, cellular component: plasma membrane. Lineage: Eukaryota; Metazoa; Arthropoda; Insecta; Lepidoptera; Nymphalidae. Gene Ontology annotation, biological process: L-glutamate transmembrane transport. The coding region runs from base 5 to 1609 and encodes 534 amino acids.
UGUAAUGGAGAAAGGUGAACGCUUUUCAGAGUACCUGUUCGUGAAGAUGGGCCCAGGAGAUAGGGGCCCGAAGACUACAGAAGACCGGACGGCAGUGGUAGAUCACACCGGUGUAAAGAAAUGGUUUAUAGACAACACUCUACUUGUGAUCACUUUGGCUGGAGUUUUAGCUGGAAUUUCAGUUGGUUUCGGUCUUCGUCCCUAUAAUCUUGGUCCAGAUGCGUUAAUGGUUAUAUCGUAUCCGGGAGAAUUAUUCAUGAGGCUUUUAAAGCUUAUGAUUUUGCCUCUUAUAAUUGCCAGUCUCAUUGCUGGUUCUGCGAGUUUAAAUGCUCGGAUGAGCGGAAAGAUCGCUGUGAGAACAUUGCUGUUUUUCAUACUGACUUCCAUGUUUAAUGCAUUCCUUGGUAUAUCACUGGCUAUGUUGAUUCAUCCCGGACAACCAGACUUAAAAGAUGAUUCUAUUGCUACCUUUGAAAACAAAAGGGACCACAGCAUUUUAGACAGUCUUCUAGAUAUUGGAAGAAACAUUUUUCCGGACAACAUUGUACAAGCUGCGUUUCAACAAGCGCAUACAGUUUAUACGGAAACUAAAACAAAUUUUCCGAAAAAUGAAAAUGUCACUGGUAAUUACCGAGUCCUAGUUCGAGAUAUUAGAUACAGGUCAGGCACUAAUACCUUGGGUCUGGUGUUCUUUUGUCUUGUCUUCGGUAGUUUGUUGGGUACUUUAGGACCGAAGGGUAAAGUGAUAAUUGACUUCUUCCAAGCCAUUUUCGAAGUGAUAAUGAAAAUGGUGACAGGAGUAAUGUGGUUUACACCGAUCGGGGUCAGCAGCGUAAUCGCUGGAAAAAUACUGGGAGUUACAAAUGUUGGGCAAGUAAUGUCUCAACUAGCCUGGUUCAUCGCUACGGUCACAAUCGGAGUAUUCCUAUACCAGUUAAUUGUGAUGCAAUUGAUAUACUUCAUAUUCCUAAGACGAAACCCGUACAAGUUCUACUGGGGAUUAUCUCAGGCGAUGUUGACUGCGUCCGCUACGGCUUCAACAGCCGCAGCCCUUCCUGUGACAUUCCGCGCAAUGGAGGGUCCGCUGCGCAUCGACCCACGUAUCACGCGUUUCGUGCUGCCCAUCGGCUGUAACAUCAACAUGGACGGCACGGCGCUGUUCCUCGCCGUUGCAAGCGUCUUUAUCUGCCAGAUGAAUAGUAUGGGACUGGGAUUCGCGCAGCUCACUGCUAUAUUUCUAACGUCGACCGCCGCGUCCGUGUCGUCGGCGUCCGUGCCGUCGGCGGCGAUGGUGCUGCUGCUGGUGGUCCUGGCGGCGGUCGACGCUCCCACUCACGACGUUUCUUUACUAUUCGCGGUUGAUUGGCUCGUGGAUCGUAUUAGAACCACUAAUAACAUGUUGGGCGACUGUUACGCAGCGGCGGUUGUGGAACAUCUGUCCAAGAAUGAGCUAAUGGCUUGUGAUGCUGCUUCCAUGGAUCCGUCACUCCCCAAUGGCUUGCCGACAUCGAACACGGAAGUGGAGAUAGGUAUCAUAACGCCUAAAAAGUCAAUUGCUUCCGAUGACGUCAUUGUCGACAUGCAUUUACACAACACUAAUAGGAUAUAGUUCAACUUUAGUAUUAUUAAUAUUUGUAUUAAUUUUAACUUUACAGGAAAUACGUAUUAUUUACCAAAAAUGUAAACAAUUAUAUUAUUAUUACCACCAACCACAUCAUGUAUCACUUCACCUUCAUUACUUUUAGUAUUCUCGUCAAUUUUUAAAUGAUCAUCUAAAAUGACAUGCACCAAUUUUUUAUUGUUAUAUAUAUUUAAAAACAUUUUUUCUUUUCAAAAUAUAACCAAAUCCUCAGUUGGUGGAAGUUUUCACCAGCUGAUCAAUAAGGAAUAAUAGCUGUUAUAGAAUUAUCAUGUUAUUAGUAUUUUAAGAAAAUGAAACCAUAGUUAAGAUUAAUUUUUACCUAUUCGUAGGAAAUUGUCAAUAAAGAUUGCUCACAAUAUGAAAUCACGUUAUAAAAAUGCACGAUAUAUUUAAAACAGCUGUAAAGAUAGCGAAGCAUGCAUUAUUUGAUUUUGUAAUCGGUGUUUAAAAUUUCCAGCAAAAUCAAAAAAUGAGUCAAUCAGAUUACGAAUUAGUAAGAUAGAGAAUGAAAAGAAAUUUGUCUACUAAUUAUAAGACCGUGCCUCGGAAAGCACGUUAAGCCUACGGUCGCACCGUCGGUCCCGCUUGAUAUCAUGCACAUCUGAUAGUGAUCUCACAGUAGAUAAUAUAUAUUAAAUUUGCCAACCCGCAUUGCAGCGGCGCGGCGUGAUGGAUUAACCUCUGAUCCUUCUCCUACAUGGGGAAAGAUGCCUAUGCCCAGCAGUGGGAUGUUACAGGCUGAAGCGAAUUAUAAGACAUAAUUGUCAAACAGUUCGGUCUUGGAGAAUAAUUGGUAAAACGACAAAUAUUGUAUUAUUUAUAAGAGUAGAAUUUGAUUAACAUGAAAUGUUUAUGGGAUUUAAUAUGUCAAUCAUUUACACCGACAUCUUCAGAAUAUUUCAAUUUUUUUUUUUCAAAAUUGUCAUGACGAUGAAUUCAGAUAUCCAUUAAAAAAUUUACGAUAUUCAGUUGUUAAACUAUCCCUUUCAAUAAAUUAUACCUCGGCCUAAAAUAGCAUACAUUUAAUUAUUUAUAUUUCGUAUAAAAUACAAAAAGCUGACUAUAUGUAGACUGUGCCAUAAUCAAUUUCAAUAUAGUAUAGUAUAGUAGAAUAAUACUAAAUUUAGAAUAUCCUUUAUCGAAAUAGAUCAGUACCAAUUUUUUAAUAGCAGUAAUCUUGACGCCUAUAUCAAUAAAUUAUAGGGUUGGAUCAUUAGUUGUUAAUUCUUCACCUAUUCCAAAUAUGCCAUCUUUGUUAAAUGUUUUAAGUUAUUUAGACAGAAAUUCUGAUGCACGAUAGAUAAAAUUAAAUCCAGUAAAUAUAGGUAUUUUUAAUAAUUAAUCAUUUUUAUCACUGUAAUGAUUGGAUUCUGUUACACCAAAUAUUUAUUAAAUUUAUUUAUUUUGCAAAUGAAACAUUUGAUAAAAUAAACAGUUAUUUCAUUUUGAUUAAUUUUUAGUGACAUCAGAACAUCCUUCAAAGUUGAUUUUCGUAUUGCUUAAUAAAGGAGAAGUUUCGACCGUUUGUAUUGUUGAUGCAUAGCAUUUGUAGAUUAAGUGUAUUAUUAUUGUAUUUUAAUUAAUGGAAUAAUUUUACUUUAAAUAGACAUAUAUGUAUCGGCCUUGUAGUUAACUGGAACUUACGUUGGUAUCUUUUAUUUCAUUUAUUUUUCAAAAUUGUUUAUGAUAUCAAUUUUAUAAUCUUGUAAAACGUCAAAACUUAACACUUGAGAUUUACUGUUUGAAUAUUGGUGCUAAAUAUUUGGAUUUAUUUUCUAUGUUAUAUUUAUGAGCCCUGUAUUGAAAUAAUUCAUUUAUAAGUAGCGUUAGAUCCAACUGUGAUAUGUGGUUCAUUAUAAUAUACGUUUUCAGCGUCUCUUCAUAUCGAGACGUUAGCAGUAAUAUAGAUGUAAUGUUUAAAAAAUAUUUCAUAUGGGAUUCUCGCGAUUAUUAUCACAGAAAUAAAAACGAUGAUCAAUUUUA